AUGAAAUUCAUCCUCCCACUAUCGUUAUCCUUUAUUGGCCUCGGCCUUUCUUUUGCACAUAAUUUCAUGGAGUCUCAUGCUGGAAUCCUUACAACUACCCACCUCAAGCAAUCCUCCAUUAUAUCAACAUUAUCUUUUCUCCCAACAAUCCAAAAUAUCGCUCUUAUAGCCACCCUUCCGGCACUAGGUAUCUAUGCACCAGCUCUGAUCGGUAUUGGCAUCAUGUCAAGCAACGUACAAGCAAUCUCCUUUGGACCAGCUGGCGGUCUGAAUCGUGCGCCACAUUUGCCGCCAAGUCCAUUCGCGUCAAGUUAUAAGCGACGAGCACAUCCUAGAGACAUUUCUGUUGUAACCACCAGCAUUGAACACAAAAAUUCUUACCAUGUAGCUGAAGUUUUGAUCAAGAAAUUUGGAGACCUUCUCCGUCGCAUAAAUGGACAGCAUGCCGAAUUCGAGAGUUCAGGACAUCUUCUAAAGUUUGCUGCUUCGAGUAGGGACAAUGCAGAUGAAGGUGAAUCAACAAAUAUCGACCCACAUGAAUCAUCCACAGACUCUGAACAAUAUCAUGGUACAAAAUCAGGUCCAUCUCAAAAUUCGGCGCAAUGGCAAUACGCUUCUGUCUAG
Molecule: messenger RNA, 624 nt
Organism: Botrytis fragariae
Lineage: Eukaryota; Fungi; Ascomycota; Leotiomycetes; Helotiales; Sclerotiniaceae
Exons: 2
Coding region: 1-624 (207 amino acids)
Source: RefSeq, a predicted model, not a curated record